Messenger RNA from Acanthopagrus latus (yellowfin seabream), 1929 nucleotides. RefSeq lists its product as uncharacterized. NCBI's taxonomy places the organism in Eukaryota, Metazoa, Chordata, Actinopteri, Spariformes, Sparidae. Bases 19 to 1614 code for a protein of 531 amino acids. The record is from RefSeq and is a predicted model, not a curated record. The transcript is spliced from 2 exons.
UGUAAUCAGACCGUCACGAUGAGAGGAAGGAAAAGCAGAAAAGACUACCGUACAGAAGAAGGAGGCAGUAUGAGAGAUCGCUCUCAGGGAAGGAGAAGACAGAGAAGCGUGAGCAAAGAGGACACAAUGGUCCAACAGAGUAGGAAAAAAAUGGCAGAGAAGAAGAAAGGGGCUGAGAAGGUUCUGGAAAGUACCAUGACUCCCGAUCAAAUAAUAGCUGAGAAGCCGAAAGAGGACACCAAGAAGAUCGCCUCUGCCGUGAAAAACGCAGGUACGUCUCUGGACGUUGAGCGCCACUGCUGGCAGCUAGACACCUGGCUGCUGGACGAGACAGAGGAGUCCAAACCUCUCGUUGAGGAUCAGAUGGACAAGCAGAUGGACAAGGAAAGUACAUCCGUCAUUCAAGCCACCAAGGGCUGCAAGCAGACGGUGCAGGAUAUGCAACAGGAAGAAGAGGAGCCUGUGAAAAGACCCCAGGCUUCCCACCAAGUCCAGCUUGAGGAGAACAGAAAGGAAACCAGGAAGAGUGCAGCUGCCCUGAAAAAAGCAGAGGAUCAUCUGGAGACUGAGCGCCUCAGCUGGCUGCAGGAGAAAUGCUCAUUGCUGGAGGAGAUGGAGAAAUCUGCAGCUCUCUAUGAAGCUCUGCUGGAUGAGGAGAGAUGCAAGAACAAAACCCUCGCGGCUGCUCUGAAAAAUGUUGAGCAGAAGCUGGAGAGUCAUCAGGUGGAGUGGCAGGAGGAAAAGACUUCCCUCAUUCAAGCCACAGAGGGCUUCAAGAAGACUCUUCAGGAUAUGCAACAGGAAGCAAAGGAGGCUAUGGAAAGAUCUCAGGCUUCCCAUCAAGUCCAGCUUGAGGAGCAAAGAGAGGAAACCAGGAAGAUCACAGCUGCCCUUAAAAGGGCAGAGGAACUUCUGGAGACUGAGCGCCUCUGCUGGCAGCAAGAGAAAAUCCCCCUGAUGGAGGAGAUGGAGAAAUCUGCAGCUCUCUAUGAGGCUCAGCUGGAUGAGCAGAAAUGCGAGAACAAAACCCUCGCGGCUGCUCUGAAAAACGUUGAGCAGAAGCUGGAGAGUCAUCAGGUGGAGUGGCAGGAGGAAAAGACUUCCCUCAUACAAGCCACAGAAGGCUUCAAGAAGACUCUUCAGGAUAUGCAACAGGAAGCAAAGGAGGCUAUGGAAAGAUCUCAGGCUUCCCAUCAAGUCCAGCUUGAGGAGCAAAGAGAGGAAACCAGGAAGAUCACAGCUGUCCUGGAAAAGGCAGAGGAACUUCUGGAGACUGAGCGCCUCUGCUGGCAGCAGGAGAAAAUCCCCCUGAUGGAGGAGAUGGAGAAAUCUGCAGCUCUCUAUGAGGCUCAGCUGGAUGAGCAGAAAUGCGAGAACAAAACCCUCGCGACUUCUUUAAGGAAUGUUGAGCAGAAGCUGGAGAGUCAUCAGAUGGAGUGGCAGCAGGAAAAGACUUCCCUCAUUCAAGCCACAGAGGAUCUCAGGAAGACGCUGCAGGAAAAGGAGCAGGAGUGGGAGGAGAAAGAAAGCUCCAUGAGGUCCCAACUGGAAGAUCUCCUGAGCAAGAAGAAGAAAAAGAAAAAAUGGUACAGAUGGUUCUUAUGUUUGGCCUGAUCUGGGUCUUACUUUCUAUACUUCUAAACGAACCAUUAAAAUGUCCAUUAGUCUUUGCACCAUCCACGCCAAAAGGAACGUCAUCGGCUGGUCAAGAUCACAACAACACAAAGGCUCUUUUAAGAGCCACCUGACAACACCAGACUAUACAGUAUCAGUAGAACCAGUACCCGUUCCUGAUCUGGGUCUGCAAGGGACUCCAUCUAAGUUUUCAACACUAACUGUCCUUUGCCGCUGAAAUGGUGAGCUUUGAAGGCUUUCUUCUGUGUGCCAGUCACGUCACCAUGGCAACUACAGGAACCACAGCAAUGAAGC